AUGUUUGUUAAGCCAAGGUACAUAGAAAAAGAAGAAGAAGAGGCCUUCAGUGCCGAAGAAAUUGAGGACAUCUGUGGGGCAAUGAGGCAAAUGUUAUACGAGGCUCACACGGUCCAGCCGGGUGAAGGCUCAACCACUGCUCAGGUGCAAUAUAUGGGUCUAAAUGCCAAACUUCAAAAUUGGAAGGCACCUCCGUUCCCAGUCAGGCGGGAAUUCGGUAGUUCAGUAUUGCCAUCUUUUCUACAUUCUGAGUUAUUUCAGGUUCUGAUGGAUGAAAAAGACACAGAAAAGACGGCUUUCACCAUACCUUGGGGUACUUACUGUUACAGGGUCAUGCCGUUUGGUUUGAAGAACGUCGAGUGUUCUGAUUUUGGAAUAUCUAUGUGUUGGUGCUUUGGUACUUCUGGUUCACUUUCUGCUGCUGUUAUGGAUACGAAUGGCAAGACAACACAGGUGACACAGUAUCUAGCUGAGGCAGGGUACACAACAAAGGGGAAAAUUGGCUGUACUCAGCCUCGUCGAGUGGCUGCAACGUCAGUGGCUAAGAGAGUUGCUGAGGAGUUUGGUUGCCGAUUAGGUGAAGAGGUCGGUUAUGCUAUUCGGUUUGAAGAUUGUACUGGGCCAGAUACUGUGAUCAAAUAUAUGACUGAUGGCAUGCUUCUGAGGGAGAUUUUGAUCGAUGAAAAUUUGUCCCAGUAUUCAGUCAUAAUGCUUGAUGAAGCACACGAAAGAACAAUUCACACUGAUGUUCUUUUCGGUUUGCUUAAGCAGCUCGUGAAGAGGAGACCUGACCUUCGUCUAAUUGUCACAUCUGCAACUUUGGAUGCAGAGAAGUUUUCUGGUUAUUUCUUCGACUGCAACAUCUUUACAAUCCCAGGAAGAACUUUCCCAGUAGAGAUACUCUACACAAAGCAGCCAGAAAGUGAUUACCUUGAUGCAGCUUUAAUUACUGUUAUGCAGAUCCACUUGACAGAACCUGAAGGUGAUAUCCUCCUCUUCUUGACUGGUCAAGAGGAGAUUGAUUAUGCUUGCCAGUGCCUUUUCGAGAGGAUGAAAGGACUAGGUAAAAAUGUUCCUGAACUGAUCAUACUACCUGUCUAUAGUGCCUUGCCCAGUGAAAUGCAGUCCAGAAUUUUUGACCCUGCCCCUCCUGGGAAGAGAAAAGUUGUUGUUGCUACUAAUAUUGCUGAAGCUUCUUUGACAAUUGAUGGUAUAUAUUAUGUUAUUGAUCCUGGAUUUGCAAAGCAAAAUGUCUACAAUCCAAAACAAGGACUUGAUUCACUGGUUAUUACCCCAAUUUCACAAGCAUCAGCAAAGCAACGAGCAGGGCUUGCUGGACGAACCGGACCUGGGAAGUGUUACCGUCUGUUUACUGAGAGUGCAUUCCACAGUGAAAUGUCCCCUACUGCCAUUCCCGAAAUCCAAAGGAUAAAUCUUGGGAACACGGUUCUUAUGAUGAAAGCAAUGGGUAUUAAUGAUCUUCUGUCGUUUGAUUUCAUGGACCCACCUUCCCCUCAGGCUCUCGUAUCUGCCAUGGAGCAACUUUACACUCUUGGAGCACUCGAUGAGGAGGGGCUCCUGACGAAGCUGGGAAGAAAAAUGGCGGAAUUUCCAUUAGAUCCUCCUUUGCCCAAGAUGCUUCUUGCUAGUGUGGACCUUGGCUGUAGUGAUGAGAUCUUGACCAUAAUUGCUAUGAUUCAAACCGGAAACAUCUUUUACCGACCAAGGGAAAAACAAGCACAGGCCGAUCAGAAAAGGGCCAAAUUUUUUCAGCCUGAGGGUGAUCAUCUUACCUUGCUUGCUGUUUAUGAGGCUUGGAAAGCCAAAAACUUUUCAGGUCCAUGGUGUUUUGAAAAUUUUGUCCAGUCUCGAUCUCUUAGGAGGGCGCAGGAUGUUAGAAAACAGCUGCUCUCCAUCAUGGACAGGUAUAAAUUGGAUGUUGUGAGUGCUGGAAAGAAUUUCACAAAGAUCCGGAAGGCUAUUGCUGCAGGUUUCUUUUUUCAUGCUGCUAGAAAGGAUCCUCAAGAGGGUUACAGAACUCUAGUUGAGAACCAGCCAGUUUACAUUCAUCCUAGCAGUGCUCUUUUCCAGAGACAGCCAGACUGGGUUAUUUAUCAUGAGCUUGUUAUGACAACAAAGGAGUACAUGCGUGAAGUGACUGUGGUUGAUCCUAAAUGGCUUGUCGAGUUGGCACCAAGAUUCUUCAAAGUGGCUGAUUCAACGAAAUUAAGCAAGCGCAAGAGACAGGAACGUAUUGAGCCUCUUUAUGAUAGAUGUCAUGAGCCAAACUCAUGGCGAUUGAGUAAGAGGAGAGCUUCAAUCAUCAAUGAAAUGCCCGCUAUCAAGCUAUUUUUGAAGCGCUUUUUGGUAAUGCAUGUAUUGGGCCUUUUCUCUACUCAUCCAUUCUCUUUGUUUUCUCUCUCUGCCUCUCUCAUUCCCUGGGAGGACAGUGUAAUCGCAUCAGUGAAAUCACCAAAGGAGAUCAGAAAGCACAUAUUGUCAAAUUCAUAUCUGUUUGUGCUUCACAGAGGUGGGAAAAAUCCUGAUAGGGAGCACUUCCCUCUAUGA
This is a messenger RNA of Nicotiana attenuata, 2568 nucleotides long. Its product is annotated as probable pre-mRNA-splicing factor ATP-dependent RNA helicase DEAH5. The record is from RefSeq and is a predicted model, not a curated record. Gene Ontology annotation, cellular component: catalytic step 2 spliceosome; intracellular anatomical structure. NCBI's taxonomy places the organism in Eukaryota, Viridiplantae, Streptophyta, Magnoliopsida, Solanales, Solanaceae. The transcript has 7 exons. Gene Ontology annotation, biological process: spliceosomal complex disassembly. The coding region runs from base 1 to 2568 and encodes 855 amino acids. Gene Ontology annotation, molecular function: RNA binding.